This is a messenger RNA of Fragaria vesca subsp. vesca, 1302 nucleotides long. RefSeq lists its product as uncharacterized. Lineage: Eukaryota; Viridiplantae; Streptophyta; Magnoliopsida; Rosales; Rosaceae. The coding region runs from base 1 to 1302 and encodes 433 amino acids. The transcript has a single exon. The record is from RefSeq and is a predicted model, not a curated record.
AUGGAGGAGCUUGAGCGAAUUCAAGCUACAAACUCUCAAGCGGUUGCAUUGGUGGCGCAAUAUCAACUAGAACAGACACCUAGAGGGCGUGGUUCACGACCUGGUCGUGCGCCAAAUGUGGAGAGACACAGAGAAGUCCGAGGUCAAUUCCUCCUGCAGGAUUAUUUUGUUGAACGUCCAGUGUACGACGAAGCAAGCUUUCGGACGCGGUACCGAAUGCAUAAACAUGUCUUUCAACGCAUAAUGGAGGAUCUUUACAACCACGACAGUUUUUGGAGGCAAAAACCAGAUGCCACUAGAAAAAUGGGAUUGCUUCCUGAACAAAAGAUGACAGGUGCCCUGAGAAUGCUCGCGUACGGUGCAGCUGCUGAUCAAUGUGAUGAAAUCACUCGGAUGGGAACUUCUACAGCACUGAAAUGUCUGAAGAAAUUUUGUAGACAGAUCGAGUUUCUGUACGGUGAGUGGUUCCUUCGUCCUCCCAAUUCUGCUGACUUAUAUAGGCUUCUCAAUAGAGGACAGCGUCGCGGGUUUCCAGGCAUGAUUGGGAGCAUCGAUUGCAUGCAUUGGGAGUGGAAGAACUGCCCAACCGGCUGGGCUGGAGCUUACUCGGGUCGUAAAGGAAGACCAACUAUAAUUCUGGAAGCAGUGGCGUCUUACGACACACAUAUAUGGCACGCUUUCUUCGGAACUCCUGGAGCACAAAAUGACCUCAACGUUCUUGGUGCGUCUAAUGUGUUCGAGCGUGUCAUAGGUGGAACUGCUCCUCAGGUUCAAUUUGAGGUCAACAACAAAAGGUACACCAAUGGUUACUACCUUGCUGAUGGAAUUUACCCUAGGUGGUCUACUUUUGUUAAAACAAUAUCUAACCCCAGAACAGAACAUGAGAAACACUUUUGCAAAAAACAAGAGGCUUACCGCAAAGACGUGGAGCGGUGCUUUGGUAUCAUCCAAUCACGAUGGGCGAUAUUGCGUCACGGUGCUAGGUUGUUUAAACUAGAAGAUCUUCGAGCCAUCAUGAUAAGUUGUAUCAUUCUUCAUAACAUGAUUGUGGAGGAUGAAUUUGUCGAAAAAGAAUUUGUGGAGCCUGAAGAAGAUGAUUUAAUGAAUCCAUCCAUGGCAACUGUCUACGAUCGACCUGUGCAUCCAGAUACUGGAGAACCUAUUCAGUUCGAACCAGUGGGGAGAGAUGGACAACAUCUUCCUGCAUUUAGGGAUCGCGAAUUUCAAGUAGAGUCUGCCUACCUCCACAAAUGUCUACAAAAUGAUUUGGUGAUGCAUAAUUGGAGCAUGGAUGACAACUGA